AUGGGCUCUCCAGUUGCGAAUCCCAAGAUUCUGUAUCGGAAUUCCCGUCUGCUCCGCAUGGUGUUCCUGCAGCUCCACCGCCAGCAGAGGGCUGACUUAUUUUGUGACGUUGUUCUGCAAGCAGAAGGAGAGGCUGUUCCUGCACACUGUUGUAUCCUGUCAGCCUGCAGCCCCUUCUUCACAGAGCGUUUGGAGCGUGAGAUGCCUCCCAAGGGACAUAAGGUUGUGCUGGAGCUCCGGGGGUUGAAGAUUGGGCCAUUGCGUAAGCUCGUGGAUUUCCUCUACACCUCUGAGAUGGAAGUGUCCCGGGAAGAAGCUCAGGAUGUUCUUGCAGCUGCCCGGCAGCUUCAGGUGUCAGAGCUAGAGUCUCUACAGCUAGAGGGAGGAAAGCUGGUAAAAAAAGCACUGGGCCGUCGUUUAAACAGGGAGUGCCUACAGUUGUCCAGUCCCGUAUCCAUUCCAGAGGGAAGUCUGAUGCAGCCUCCUCCUGCGUCUGGCGGAUGCUGCCUGACAUCCCAUCCACUUGCAGGAAAGCAGCAUACAACAGUUCAGCUUCCAUGCACCAAGCGAACAGGUAACAGUGGCAAUCCCGGCCAGAAAGAAGCUGUCAAGGAAAAACCAGCAAUUAAGAGUGAAGACAAACACCAGAUGUCUGCAGACGCAUCCACUAUGGCAGAGUUCCUAACAACGAAAGCUAAAAAACGUCUUGUGGGCACAGUAAGGAAUAUAGUGGAUAAUGAAGAAAUUGGCAACCUGCACACAGAGCAGGCCAGACCCAGAGAUGAGCAAGCUAUGGCUGGCUUGCAAGAGUCGAAAAAGAUCAAGCUCAGCCGUCCAAAGCUCUCCUCACCGCCUUUGCCUAUGCCACACACCUCUGAAGACCAUACUGCCCCUGUUUCCAGCAAAAGCUCAAAGUUCAGUAAGCGCCUCUGGCGUAAGAAAAGUCCUCCUCUGAAGGAUGACACCAAAGAAGCCAAAGUGGUCAGACAUUUGCAUGGCUUCUUGAGUCCCUCGCUGCUUCCAAAGGCUACCAAGGGUAGAAAACGCAGCUCCAGUGAGCCAGCUCCAAGCUUAAACCCUUCCCAAGAGGCUGGGCAGGUUGUCCGAAUGAAGCUUAGAAAGGUUAUUAAUGGCAGGUGCUGGGAAGUGGUGCAGAAGCCACCUGCUGUACAGCCCAUGAGAGCAGCAGGUUCUGUGCAUGCUUUGGCAGAGGAGGGCUCCCAGCCUCAACCUAGACAUCCUGAGCAAGAGGUAACAGUCACACCCCAGCAAGCUAGCUCUACCAGACUUCUGCCUGCAAAAGCAGAGAGUUCAUCUCUCAUGGAGAGGCUCCCAGUAGGAGAGGCUGGAGAUGCUGUGACCUUGGUUGACAGAGAUUGUGUUGAUGGGGACUCAUGCCAGCUGUUCAUGCUAGACCAAUUGGCUGAGGGUCAACGAUAUGACAACCUGGCUUCUGCUGGGGAGCUGGAACACAUGCUGGAUUUGCUUUUCGUAGAUGAUGCUGCUGUUGGGGAGUCCCAAGGCGCCACCAUUCCAGAGGGCGCGCCUACCUCAGGCCCUGCACCAAAAGCAAGUAACACUCCACUAGGAAAUGCUGGAGCUGAGGAAGAACACUGGUGUCCUGCAGAAGUGGCAGUUUCUCCACAGUGGACCAAGACAGAAGAGGAUCCCUUACAAGGACAGGACAGACAUGCUUCUUCCAAGAUCAGCAAAGGAACUCAUGGCUUGACAAAUGGAGUUCCCUUUCUGGACUCCUCCGUUAAUGGUUGCUGUCUGCUUGCAACAUCUCAAUCCAGUAAUGAUUGCAUUCCUUUGUGCAGCCUUACCUCUCCCCAGCAGGAAAGUUGGACAGCUCACCACCAGUUGCCUGUAUUGGAGAAUGCGGCUAUGAGCCAUACCGCCUCCUUGCCCAGUAACAAGAACCAAGGGCUUCCCUUCUUUGGAGAGGCUACCUCAGGUGCAGAAACAAAGCCCCAAGCUGAAGCAUUGCUAAGGAGCCCAUUGCAGCAUCACUUGGACUGUAAGCUGCCUCCCCAGUUAGCCAUCUUAGAAGAGGAGAUAGACGUUGGUGGGGUAGAGGAGUUCUUCUUUAAUAACGAGGGUGUCCGGCCAGAGUCCUCUCCGGAGUCUGAGGUGGAUGUUGUGAACUAG
Messenger RNA from Euleptes europaea (tarantolino), 2151 nucleotides. It is a transcript of the gene BTBD18, whose product is annotated as BTB domain containing 18. Gene Ontology annotation, biological process: positive regulation of transcription elongation by RNA polymerase II. The transcript is spliced from 2 exons. Gene Ontology annotation, molecular function: protein binding. Bases 1 to 2151 code for a protein of 716 amino acids. Lineage: Eukaryota; Metazoa; Chordata; Lepidosauria; Squamata; Sphaerodactylidae. The record is from RefSeq and is a predicted model, not a curated record.